AUGGGUAACAUAGAAAGUGCUGAAGGGGAGAACCUCCCAGAAUUAAAAAAAAUGAAACUUAUCUUAGAUAAAGGGCAUUAUAAAGUUUUUGAAAGUCCUGAAAAUAAUAAAUAUGAUUUCUGGUCAUUAAAAUCAAGUGAAUACUCUUUUAAAGAGGAAUUAAAAAUAGCAGAAGAAAUAAAAAAAAGAGAUUUAAUUGGAAUUGCUAAAAUUGAAAAUGUUCAGUUAACUCUUUAUGAGAAACUGUUUAAAAAGUACUAUGUCUUGAGCAUUUUAACAGAGCAUCCAUUAUAUACUCUAAGAGAAUAUUUAUUAAAAAAGGCUAAAAAUUAAUGUUUAGACUCCACUUAAAUUAUUGACCUUUUAUUAUCUGUAGUAAAUGCAUAAUACUUACUUGGAUAAAAGAAGUAAUAUCUCGGCUUUGACAAUAUUCAUACAAGUGAUGGUAAAUUUUGGAAAAUAAAACCUUUUGUUGAGACAAAAUCAUUCUAUUUAGAGAUAUAAGAAUAUAAAUCAAAAAAUCUAAAGAAUUUUGAUAUGUCUGGUUUUCCUUCACCAGAAGAAUUAAAUUAAAGUAACUGCGAUACAGAUAGAGUAUAAAUUUUUGGUUUAGGAAUGCUAAUAUUAGAAUUGAUUACAUGUAUUAUUUAUUUAUAUAGUAUAGAAAAAAAAAGCAAAGAUAUAUAUUCUAAAUUUAUAAUUGAUGAAGAUCUCUUUUAAUAAAGGAUAAAUUUACUAAGAACUCAUAAGAAAAAUUAUAGUGGGAAAUUUAUUGAAUUAACAAUUGAUAUGUUAGAUUUAGAUAUAGUUAGAAGACCUAAUUAUGAUUAAUUGUAUAAGAAAUUAAAUUCACCUGAAUCAAAAAUUGAUUCUGAAGUUAAAGAUUCUUAAAUUGAACCAAUUGAUCAAAAUAAAUCUAUCCUAUAUAAUCUUUUCUAACCUCCUCUUCUUUAAUAAACAGAUGUAAAGAUUACUAGUGCAAUUUCUAAAAUUGAAUAACCAGGAAACAGUAAAGUAGUUGAUCAUUAAAUUAAAAUUAGUAAAACAUAUUAGAAUUAAUAAAAUUAAGUAAUAGAGAAUUUCCAGUAUUUUGGGCCUUAUUUUAAUGGUAACUAUCAUGGAGAAGGUAAUCAUAUAUUUUAUUAUAAUAUAGGUAAAUUAUAUACAUAAAAUCAUUAAUUACUUUAUGAGGGAGGUUUUUAUGAAGGAUAAUAUAAUAAUUUUGGUAAAUUAAAUUUCUUAAACACUCAAAUUUUAAAAGGGAAUUUCAAUUAUUAAGAUUGCACAAAUAUAGAUCAAUAUGCUUCAAUUUAUGAAGGAUAAUUUUAAAAUGGAAAGUAUUUAUUAUAUAAAUAAUUAAUAUAGAAAACAUGGAGAAGGCAAAUUAUUUUUAACUAAUGGAGAAGUAUUCAUUGGAACAUUUCUAAAUAACCUUAUUAAUGGAAAAGGAAGAUUUGAAUUGAAUAAUUAAUUAAAGUUUUCUGGAUUCUGGGAAAAAGGAAUAUUGUAAUCUAAUAUUGAAAAUCUCUAAUCAUUUUAAAAUUCUAAAAAUAAUGAACAAUUUGAAGGUUUAAGUAAAUUAGAUACAAAAAGAAGUUAAUAAUUUGAAUGUGAAGGAUUUGGAGAUACAUAAACUCAAAAUAUCCUCUCUGACAUAAAAGAAGAAAAUUUAUAGUAAUUAUAUUAUGACGAUUAAAAAACUAAAAUUAAAUAUAAAGGAGAAAUACAUCAAGGUUAGAAACAUGGAAAAGGCAUAUUAUAUUUUAUGAAUGGAAAGGAUCAAUAUAAUGGAGAUUUUAAGAAUGAUUAAUAUGAUGGUUAUGGUACAUUAUAUAAUGAAAAUCAGAUUGUUGAGGAUUAGAUUAAUUAUUCAUUAUUAAGAGAAGUGCAGAUUAAAGGUUAUUGGAAACGUUAUCAGGGAACAUUUUAAAAUGGAUUGUAUUAUAUAUUCAAUAAAAUUUAGAAAAUGUGGUCAAGGAACUUGGUAUUUAACUAAUAACAGUGAAUUUAUAGGCAUAUUUGAUAAGGAUCUUCCUAAUGGAGAAGGUGUGAUAAGAAGAAUAAAUCACGAAGAUUUUAGUGGGAAUUGGGAAAAUGGAGUAUUAACACGUGUGAUCUCAGGAAAAUUAUGA
Molecule: messenger RNA, 2132 nt
Organism: Paramecium pentaurelia
Lineage: Eukaryota; Ciliophora; Oligohymenophorea; Peniculida; Parameciidae
Source: the annotation of a GenBank genome assembly